AGAAAGGACCGACAAUGAAAGAGCUGCAGGCCCUUUGUUUGAUAUCGAGAGCAGCUAGACCUCAAGUCGAAGUGCCUAGGAUGCAGUCAUGCCAAUAUGUUCCAGUGUGCAUCUUGCAAGGCCGCAUGUCGGGUUGAUAGACAUACAAGCGGGUGGCGUUCGGCCCGUUUAUCCGAGUAACACUGCCAGUUUGAAUUCAAUUGCUCUGUGCACUACACACUAGGACUUGGGAUGCGGCAAGUUCUCUGUACAUACUCGGAUGGCGCAAGAACCGUGGAUAUGAACGAUGCUUUUCGGACAUCAUGAUUGGGGCGAAGAUGAUUAAGUUGCACUCACUACCCACGGAGGAAACUCUGCUUUGCUCCGAGAUAUAAAUCCACUGUGAUGUACUAGAAACCUUUGCUUCAUCAUUGUGCUUUCAACAUUCAAUCAUGCUUAUAUCUUCUUUGCUGGUGCUCUCUACCUUGUCUGUCAUUGCUAGCUGUCAAACACUGUCUUGUCAGUACGAUUGCGCCACUAGUGGUCAAUAUUCUCUUUGUCAGAACUUGUGGGGUGCCGAAAGCGGCGUUGGAAACCAGACGUCAACAUUGAUCAGUACAAGCGGAAAUAACAUUUCUUGGUCGACUACCUGGACCUGGCAGAACAACCCCAAUAAUGUCAAAAGCUAUGCGAAUGUCGAGUCGACGACGAGCAAGGGCAAGCAGUUGGCUAGUAUUACUGCUGCCCCCACUAUCUGGAAUUGGAACUACAUAACCGAAUCAAGCGGUAUUCGCGCUGAUGUCUCAUACGAUAUCUGGUUCGGAGCAGCAUCAAGCGGCGACCCGGCGUCUACUGCGUCUUCAUACGAAAUUAUGAUAUGGUUGUCAGGUCUCGGAGGCAUCCAACCCGUCGGUUCUCAAAUUACUACCAAUACAAUCGUCGCCGGACACUCCUGGAAUAUUUGGAAAGGACCUAAUACAAACUGGCAGGUUAUCUCCUUCGUGAGCCCCACGGAAAUCCACAAUUUCACCGUGGAUUUGAAAGAUUUCUUCGAUUAUCUUGUUGCUGAACAAGGAGUUCCUUCGACUCAAUAUGUCCAGGCAAUCCAAUCAGGGACUGAGCCGUUCACCGGUAGCGCCGAGCUAAUGACCACCAGUUAUUCCGUUUCACUUUCUUAAGUCGCGUGUUG
Guyanagaster necrorhizus is the source of this 1168-nucleotide messenger RNA. Its product is annotated as endocellulase. Gene Ontology annotation, molecular function: cellulase activity. Bases 432 to 1157 code for a protein of 241 amino acids. Gene Ontology annotation, biological process: polysaccharide catabolic process. NCBI's taxonomy places the organism in Eukaryota, Fungi, Basidiomycota, Agaricomycetes, Agaricales, Physalacriaceae. The transcript is spliced from 9 exons. The record is from RefSeq and is a predicted model, not a curated record.